Molecule: messenger RNA, 4922 nt
Organism: Mastomys coucha (southern multimammate mouse)
Lineage: Eukaryota; Metazoa; Chordata; Mammalia; Rodentia; Muridae
Gene: Alkbh5
Product: alkB homolog 5, RNA demethylase
Exons: 4
Coding region: 788-1975 (395 amino acids)
Biological process (GO): mRNA processing; mRNA export from nucleus
Cellular component (GO): nucleus
Molecular function (GO): oxidative RNA demethylase activity
Source: RefSeq, a predicted model, not a curated record
CCAAUUAAGAAAGUGGAAGCUCCAAAGGGGGCGGUCACGGGGCGGACUGGGUUGUGGUGAUUCCCGAGGAUUGUGCGCUGGAAGCUGAGGCGUCUGCGGGCAUCCGCACGAUGCCGUGACGCGGCAGCGCUGUACAGCCGACACCGAGAGCAUACUCCAGCGGGUGGAGUCCUUCGGUCCCGGAGGUGGCCUGGCGGGAAGGCAAAUUGUGUGUUUCGAGAGCUGUUCUCCGAAGCUUUCGGCGGGUGGGGGAGGGGCGGCGGCUGACGAGCAGGACUCGUCUGCGCCUGCGCCCACCUCUUGGCCGCGACCGGGCGGCACGCACGCGCAUGCUCAGAGUACGUGGAGUCUCGUGGCCGGCAGCGGCGCGCAUGCGCGUCGAGAAGCCCGCUAAGGAGCGGCGCUGUCGGAGGUCGGGCGGGCUGGCUGGCGGUGACGUCGUGAGGAGAGCUUUAAAGUGCGGGCUGGGCCGGGCGUCUGAGGGUCCGACCCAGAGUCUGGCGGAGUCUCUGCCGAAGCCCUCCGCGGCAUGAGGCGCUGCCGGCGCCUUUUUCCCUCGGGACGUGGAGAAGGUGGAGGAGGAGGAAGCCCCGCGGUGGCUUGUGCUGCAUGACCGACCGCUGCUGAGGUUCGACCCCCUUCCCGGCCCCUCUCCGCUCCCCCUCCCCGCUGGUUCCUCGAGCCACGCAUGGGGGCCUGGCACUGAAGACCCUCGCUUCCCUGUCGGGUCCCCCGAGAGCCAUGCCGGGCCGCCCCGGAGGACCCUAGAGUUGAGUCGGCGGGGGCCAUGGCGGCCGCCAGCGGCUACACGGACCUGCGCGAGAAGCUCAAGUCCAUGACGUCCCGGGACAACUACAAGGCAGGCAGUCGGGAGGCCGCCGCCGCUGCAGCCGCCGCCGUGGCCGCCGCCGCGGCUGCCGCGGCCGCUGCCGAGCCUUACCCGGUGUCCGGGACCGCCAAACGGAAGUACCAGGACGACUCGGACCCCGAACGCAGCGACUACGAGGAGCAUCAGUUGCAGAAGGAGGAGGAGGCGCGCAAGGUGAAGAGCGGCAUCCGGCAGAUCCGCCUCUUCAGCCAGGACGAGUGCUCCAAGAUCGAGGCCCGCAUCGACGAGGUGGUGUCCCGCGCCGAGAAGGGCCUGUACAACGAGCACACCGUGGAUCGGGCCCCCCUGCGCAACAAGUACUUCUUCGGCGAGGGCUACACGUACGGGGCCCAGCUGCAAAAGCGCGGGCCGGGCCAGGAGCGCCUCUACCCGCCGGGCGACGUCGACGAGAUCCCGGAAUGGGUGCAUCAGCUGGUGAUCCAGAAGCUGGUGGAGCACCGCGUCAUCCCCGAGGGCUUCGUCAACAGCGCCGUCAUCAACGACUACCAGCCCGGCGGCUGCAUCGUAUCUCACGUCGACCCCAUCCACAUCUUCGAGCGCCCGAUCGUGUCCGUGUCUUUCUUUAGCGAUUCGGCCCUUUGCUUCGGCUGCAAGUUCCAGUUCAAGCCCAUCCGGGUAUCGGAACCUGUACUCUCUCUGCCGGUGCGCAGAGGGAGCGUGACUGUGCUCAGUGGGUAUGCUGCUGAUGAAAUCACUCACUGCAUACGGCCUCAGGACAUUAAGGAACGUCGGGCGGUCAUCAUUCUCAGGAAGACAAGAUUAGAUGCACCGCGAUUGGAAACAAAAUCCCUGAGCAGCUCCACAUUGCCACCCAGCUAUGCUUCAGAUCGCCUGUCAGGAAACACCAGAGACCCUGCGCUGAAACCUAAAAGGUCCCACCGCAAGGCAGACCCCGAUGCUGCCCACAGACCUCGGAUUCUGGAGAUGGACAAAGAAGAAAAUCGGCGGUCUGUGCUUCUGCCUACACACCGGCGGAGGGGGAGCUUUACCUCUGAGAACUAUUGGCGCAAGUCGUAUGAGUCCUCGGAAGAUUGCUCAGAGGCAGCCAGCAGCCCCACCCGCAAGGUGAAGAUGAGGAGACACUGAGGCUCUGUGCCCUUCUGGGACUCUGGCUAAUCCUGAUGUAGCUACCCCAUCUUCUGUUCCGUUUGAGUGUUUUUUCUUUGUUAUUUUGGUCCUGUAUACGUUUUCCUUGCUUUGUUGCCCAUUAAGGCUAAAGAACAGAAUUGGUGAAAGACCUGGGUUCUUAUGUUUUGGCUUCCCUCCUUGCUGGAAAAGGCUGUUAGCUUUUCUGUAGGGGAUUGCUCACACCAGAGUAGCCAGUAGAGAUAAUGGGGACAGUGUCUUCAAGUGGAAGUUUAUUGAAACAUACAAAAUGUUUUGGUUACGAAAUUCUAGUUUGGGCUUUAAAUGUAAAUCUUUGUAGUGUUUCAAACAAAGUCUAUUCUUUUGCCAGCCAUUUUCUUCCACUGAUGCUCAUGUUUGGAUGAGGUCUCUUGGAGCCAUAUAGGCCCAGCAUUGAGUCUGCUACCCAUACAUCUCACCUGCUGUCCAGGCUCUGGAAGCUCAUGCAAAUAUUCUGCUCCCCACUGCUCAGGUUGGCUGUGUAUGGGGCUUAAAUAGUGCCAGCCUCCGCCAUCCCAUUUCUGAGUCCCCAGGUUUCCUGCAUGCCCUCUGGCUUGCUCUGCCCACCAAUCCUGGAUGGUCGAGGAACUAGCACAAUGGUCCUGGCCUCUUUUGCCAAGAGCAUGCCUGUUUGCUGGGUUGCUCCUAUUAGGCAUAUGUGUGUGAUUGUAUGAAACAGUUAGACUUGCUGCAGUGGGUAAUUUGUAGGAAUUGUUUCUAGCUAGAGGAACUGAUUUGCUUCCAGUCUAGCAUUUGGGUUAUGGGAACUUGGGGUGUGUGGUAGGGCUUCGUUUCUUUUGUUCUGAGGUGUUUCCCCCUCCCUUUAGUCUCUCAGUUGACCAUCUUGGGCCUCUUUUCCCAUAUCAUCUCUCAAAGAAGGUGUGCCUCCUCUAUCCACCUAUUUUAUAGCAUAUAUCCAAGGCUAGAAGUCAAACCUGCAUAUUGGGUUGGUACUUUCUCUGCCUCAGGGGCCUGGGUGCUGGGAAAGAAACUUCUAAAAAUAAUAGAAAAAAAUAUAAAGGUAAAGUCUUUAACAGUUUCUGCCUGCUUUGAUCCUGAAAGGUGGGGUUUUGCUGAUCCGGGUUCAUUAGGAAUGACUUUGGCAGCCAAGCCAGGACUGGGCCUGCUGAAAACAGGCCUUCUGAGCAGCCAUGCCACCAUCACUCCGGAAGUGCAUAAAGGUCUGGCCUCCAGGCCUCAAUGGCUGCAGAGAUGUGAGAGCAGCCAACUGUCAGGAAGUCUCUCUUUGGGGUCAGAUCCUUUGCCGAUGUGGAACCCUCAGGUUGAGACUGCAUAACUAAAGCAGUCACAGGUCUUCUGGGGUUUGGGGUUUUUGUUUUGUUUUUUUUGUUUUUUACUGCUCUUUUCCCAAAAAUGAUUUGUAGUUGUGUGUGCAGCACUUUGCCCUAAUAUGUGUGUGCUCUACAAUAAAAACCAAAUCUAAUAUAUUUUGAAACAGUUGUCUGAUGCUGUGGUGAGAGAAAGCCUGACCUUGGGUUUUUUUCCCUUAAUUUAUUUUCUUGACCUUCCAACUGGAUUUGGAGAAAUUUAUUGCCUACCAGUCCUCUGAAGAUUGGUCACUGACACCCCUUGAUUGAUGGCUAAAGGUGGACUUGUCCUUGCCCACUGCCCUCUCGCCUUCAAGGAGGGUGGCCUUCAAUAAACCUUGGUGGCCAGGGACACACUUUGUUGAAUUCUAGAAGGUACAGUCUCUCCCUGGUUUGGAGGAGAGGCUGCAGGCCAGUACAAACACUGCAGAUGGAGCUGGAGCAGGGACAGCAGAGCUUAGGUAGAGGACAUGGCCAUUCUUGUACUCAGCAGCUAGGCUCUUGGGCUCCCUGGGUGUAGAACGUUGGUAGAUAAAGCAGGUAGGAUAGGAUGAGACUGGGACUCAGUCCACUGGGGUCCUUAAUGUGGAUCCCAGGGGAUUGCCAACUAUUUCCAUCUCUCCAGCUCUGCUCCAGUGAUCUGAGCCAGUUUGCUCAAAUUGCCACUGUGAAUCUUGGUCAAGCCAUUUCAUUGCCCAUAGAAUGGCUGGCCAGCAGUUUGAAAAGCAGUGGUAGGUCUAGAAUGGCCAGGGCCUCUUUAUGAACUGUGCAGUGGAGUGGGAUGACACUAGAACUGAGAGAAAGCACCAGAUGUCAUCCCAGCUGUGAUGUUGCAGAAGUGCAGAUCCCAAUCCAUGCUUGGGUGCCUUUCCUAGGGACAAGAGAUGGAAGAGACAUUUGAUACCAGUAAUCCUAGGCUUCAGUCUCCUGAGAUAGUACCCCAAUCCUUGAGAAGGAUUAGCCUUAAGCAAGUUUCUCAGAGUCUCACACCUGACUCCCUGAAUCUUUCCUGUUCUAGCAUGGCACUAGGUUCAGCCCCUGACUCAGUCCUCAUGAUAUACAGUAGUUCCUCCAACAGCAACUGGAUGUACCAGCCCUACCCAUCUCAGAUCUCAUUCUAUUCCUUUAACCUUGUUGUAUGGAGAAAGAAGAGUCUAGAGUAAUGAGAAAAAUAAGAGUGUUCUGUAGGCCAGGCUCAGGAUGGAAGGAGAGACCUGUAUAUGACAUGCUUACAUGCAUGUAAAGGUGUUCUAUGAUGUAUAAAUAGGCAGUAGAGCCCAUUAACUGUAAGUGUAAAUAACAUGUACAGUGUGCUUGUAAAUCUCUAUAGUUAGUUGUUGCCCACAGAACAUUUUAAUUGGCUUUUUGUUGAAGUGUCAGAUUCAUCAUCUGCCUGUGGUUAUAAUUCAAACACCAUGUGAGGGAGAUGCAUUUUAUCAGUUUCUCUUAGUUUUCUAUGGCUGCCAAAACAUUACCACAAACUUGAGAGCUUAAAGCAAAAGAAAUUAGCUGGGUAUGGUGGUACAUGCCUCUAAUUCCAACACAGGCUGAGGCAGAAGGAUCAAAAGUUCAAGGCCUGC